Molecule: messenger RNA, 1656 nt
Organism: Lodderomyces jiufengensis
Lineage: Eukaryota; Fungi; Ascomycota; Pichiomycetes; Serinales; Debaryomycetaceae
Gene: ALG8
Product: dolichyl-P-Glc:Glc1Man(9)GlcNAc(2)-PP-dolichol alpha-1,3-glucosyltransferase
Exons: 1
Coding region: 1-1656 (551 amino acids)
Biological process (GO): protein N-linked glycosylation
Cellular component (GO): endoplasmic reticulum membrane
Molecular function (GO): dolichyl pyrophosphate Glc1Man9GlcNAc2 alpha-1,3-glucosyltransferase activity
Source: RefSeq, a predicted model, not a curated record
AUGGCCAAGAAUGGUCCCAUAUCUCAAAUAAAUCCAAGUGAAGAAAGACGAUAUAGUCUAAAAAACAUUUGGAUAUGUUCCUUAGCAUUAAAACUACUAUUAAUGGUUGGUUAUCAUUCAACUGAUUUUGAUGUACAUAGGAAUUGGCUAGCUAUAACUAAUAAAUUACCACUAUCUCAAUGGUAUACUGAAAAUACUUCACAAUGGACAUUGGAUUAUCCUCCGUUUUUUGCAUAUUUUGAAUGGGUACUAUCACAGUUUGUACCAACUAUUGUCAAAAAUGAUGGAUGUUUAGACAUUGUAUCAAAAGGUCAAUAUGGAUUACCAACUAUAUAUUUCCAAAGAAUUACAGUUAUUGUUAGUGAAAUUGUAUUAUUUUUAGCAUUACAAUGGAUAAUAGAUACAUCAUCUUCAUAUUCAAUGAAGAGAAGAAUGUAUGUAGCUACUGCAAGUUUAGCACUAUCACCUGGUCUUUUGAUAAUUGAUCAUAUCCAUUUUCAGUACAAUGGAAUGAUGUAUGGAAUAUUAUUUCUUUGCUUAAAUAGUGCAAGAUUAGAGAAGUAUUUGUGGUGUGGAUUUUGGUUUUCUGUUUUGCUUUGUUUUAAACAUAUUUAUUUAUAUUUGGCACCUGCUGUAUUUGUAUUUUUAUUAAGAUCUUAUUGUUUGAAUUUAUCAUGGAAUAAGAGGAAGAAUAUUUUCAUUAAUUUAUUGAACUUGAUACAGUGGAGAAAUUCAAUAAAGUUGGGUGUGGUAGUGAUUGGAGUUUUCGCAAUUGCAUUUCUACCAUUUUAUAAUACAUUACCUGAAUUAUUUGGCAGGUUGUUCCCAUUCAGUCGUGGUUUAACUCAUGCAUAUUGGGCUCCAAAUAUGUGGGCGAUUUAUUCUUUCGUUGAUCGAGUUUUAAUCCAAGUUUACAAGAAAAUACCAGUCAGUCGAUUCUUUCUUCUUAAGAUUUUCAAAUUUGAUUCAAGCCUACUACAAAAUGAUGAAUUAUUGAAAACUUCAACAAGAGGUAUAGUUGGAGAUAUUGAAUUUUUCAUAUUACCUCAAAUUACAGCAAAACUAACAUUCUUAUUAACUUUAUUUUAUCAAAUCAUGGCAUUAAUCCCCUUAUUCUUACAACCAACAUAUAGAAGAUUUAUAGGAGCAAUGACAUUAUGUGGGUAUGCUUCAUUUUUGUUUGGAUGGCAUGUACAUGAAAAAGCCAUAUUGUUAGUGAAUUUUCCAAUGACUUUAAUAGUAUGUCGUGAUGUUAAAUUAUUGCCUGCUUAUAAUUUAUUAGUCGCUUGUGGGUAUGCGUCAUUGUUUCCUUUAAUUUUCACAUGUAAUGAAUGGCUAGUUAAGGUGAUAUAUACCUUUUUAUGGUACAUUAUUUUUUACUUCAAUUUUAAAAAAGUUACAAGAAUACCGAAAAACAAGACUAGUGGAGUUAUUGUUGAUAGAAUAGUUAAUGGAUACAUACUAAGCUUUAUAUUGGUACUUACAAUAACUACAUUGAUUGAUUUAUUAAAAAAUAAAUAUCAUGUUUUGAAGAAGUUUGAAUUUUUGAAUUUGAUGAUAUAUUCAACUUACUCCGCUAUUGGAGUAAUAAGCAGUUGGAACGGUAUGUGUUGGCUAUACUUUGUUGAUGAUUCUAUUUGGAAUGAUAGCACUUAA